Messenger RNA from Medicago truncatula (barrel medic), 1144 nucleotides. RefSeq names its product CEN-like protein 1. Gene Ontology annotation, biological process: flower development; vegetative to reproductive phase transition of meristem. NCBI's taxonomy places the organism in Eukaryota, Viridiplantae, Streptophyta, Magnoliopsida, Fabales, Fabaceae. The record is from RefSeq and is a predicted model, not a curated record. Bases 64 to 582 code for a protein of 172 amino acids. The transcript is spliced from 4 exons.
AAAAACUCACUUCACAAAUAUACAAAAAAAAAUUCUUAUCUUUGCAUCUCAUUGUGAGUUAUCAUGUCUAGGCCAUUGGAACCACUUUCUGUGGGAAGAGUGAUAGGAGAAGUUGUUGACAUUUUCAAUCCAAGUGUAAGAAUGAAUGUGACAUAUUCCACCAAGCAAGUUGCAAAUGGACAUGAGUUAAUGCCUUCUAUUGUUAUGAACAAACCAAGGGUUGAUAUUGGAGGUGAAGACAUGAGAUCUGCUUAUACUUUGAUCAUGACAGACCCAGAUGCUCCUAGUCCUAGUGAUCCACAUUUAAGGGAACAUCUCCACUGGAUGGUUACAGAUAUUCCAGGUACCACAGAUGUCUCUUUUGGAAAUGAGAUUGUGGAGUAUGAGAAUCCAAAGCCAGUGAUAGGAAUCCAUAGAUAUGUGUUCAUCUUGUUCAAGCAGAGAGGGAGACAAACAGUGAGAUCCCCAUCUUCUAGAGACAAUUUCAACACAAGGAGAUUCUCACAGGAGAAUAACCUUGGUUUACCUGUUGCUGCAGUUUACUUCAAUGCUCAAAGAGAAACUGCAGCAAGAAGAAGGUGAUCGAUGAAAAAAAAAGGGGACAUGCACCGUUGGUGUAAACUAAUUUUAAACUGACGUCCAAUGAGAAUCCAACGGAUACAAAGUAGAGUUACGUGGCAAUAAUGUGAGUUCUCAUUGGAUGUCGGUACAAAACUAUAUUUUACACCAACAGUGCAUCUCUAUUAAACUCGUUAUCAAUUCGUGAAGCUGAAAGGAUGCGGUGAAUAAAACUUGUUUCAGGCUUAAUAUCUUUUCUUAGGGGUUGUCAUUGUUGAAAUAAGGAUAUAGAUUUUUUUUGAAAUCUAUACUCCACUCCAUUUUUUUGCUAUUUCUUAGGGUUUGCGAGACGGUUUGAGGUUACGAUUGGAACUGCAGCAUCAAAGUUUUCGAUGUUUAUGUAUUGUGGCCGCAACUAUAAUCGCGAAUUUAUAUUCGACGAUUAGUUACCUAUAUGUAAUAUUAAGAAUUGUGACGUGGUUGCGACCGCGAUAGUUCACAAGGAACCUUAGAGCUAGCUGGUGUUUAAAAGGUGGCACAUAUUCUUGAUGUACUUUAUAGUUUGUACUGCUUGUAAAUUAUUGAA